CGGAUCCUGUACCGACAAAGAUCUCAAGCACCAAAUAUUUCACAACCGUGCGAUCGUCCUCUAGCCCGAGGCUGCAGUACACAGAACUUAAAAGAAGUGAAGGAACAGGAGACGGACUGACGGGACAAACGUAACCAGAAAGUGAUAUUGAGAAUAUUGGAGGCUUUGAGAACUGCUGCAUAACAAGACCUUUAAAACAGAUCUAAUGGAAGUGAAAGAAACAUCAGUAAGUCCUCAUUGUGGAAAUGGACUUGAAAGUGAAGAGCAGCUUGUGAAGCACAUAAGAAUCCACACUGGAAAAAAGCCUUUCACCUGCCCUCAGUGUAAAAAACAUUUCUCAAGCCAAAGAAGACUUACUGCUCACAUGAAAAUCCACAUUGAAGAGCGUCCAUACACAUGUGAUGAGUGUGGAAAGAGUUUUGGAGAUAAAAGAAAUCUUGAUGUCCACAUGAGAAUUCAUACUGGAGAGUGUCCAUACAAAUGUCCUCAGUGUGGAAAGAGUUUCACACAAAAAAACAGUCUUGAUGUCCACAUAAGAUGUCACACUGGAGAGCGCCCAUACGUGUGUGUUCACUGUGAAAAGAGUUUCACAGAUAAAAGAAAUCUUAAUACCCACAUGAGGAUUCACACUGGAGAGCGUCCAUACGUGUGUGUUCACUGUGAAAAGAGUUACGCACUAAAUCAUCAUCUUCAAGCUCACAUGAGAGUUCACACUGGAGAACGCCCAUACACAUGUGAUGAGUGUGGAAAGAGUUUUUCACUGAAACAUAAUCAUACUGCUCACCUAAAAAUUCACACUGGAGAACGCCCAUACACAUGUGUUCAGUGUGGAAAGAGUUUUGCAGAGAAAAUAAAUCUGGAUGUCCACAUGAGAAUUCAUACUGGAGAGCGUCCCUUCAAAUGUCCUCAGUGUGGAAAGAGUUUCACACAAAAAAUCAGUCUUGAUAUCCACAUAAGAUGUCACACUGGAGAGCGCCCAUACACCUGUUCUCAGUGCGGAAAGAGUUUCACACAUAAAAUGAGCCCGGUUGUCCACAUGAGAGUUCACACUGGAGAGCGUCCAUACGUGUGUGUUCACUGUGAAAAGAGUUUCACCCAAAAAAACAGUCUUGAUGUCCACAUGAGAGCUCACACUGGGGAAUAGACAUGUGUAGAGUAUGAAAAGAGUUUUAGAUGCAAAAUAAAUUUUGUGAACCACAUGAAGGUUUGCACUGAAGAACGCUCAUACACCUGUUCAGAAAAGUAGUUUUAAGAAAUACAAGCUAAAAUUCAUGCUAAAGUGCGCUCAUACAUGUGUCUGCGGUGUGGAAGGAUCUUGCCAUUUAAAGGAAAGUACUACAAAUACACUACAAGACCAUCCCAGUAGGGUUCUUCACUUUUUGCGUCCCAUUAGAGACAUUUCUAUUUGGUUGUGUUGUGAGUUUUGCCGUGCAUGUGUUCAUGAUUUCUGGGGAUUUUCUAAUUGCGUGUGUUUUCCUACGUUGCCACUGUACACAACUUAACACAAAACAUGUUUCACAGAGGUUUUGUUCUACCUGUUCGUGUUUAGAAUUGUCUAAUAGGAUUUAUGUACAGUUGUGAGAAUGAAAAUGUACUGUCAAAACAAUUCUGUAUGAACAAACAACCAAAGUCAAGCCUGUAUUAUGUUCCCAUGUGACUCCUGUAACAAAAGUGAAUAAAUUUUGUUGAGAAAAUACA
Molecule: messenger RNA, 1698 nt
Organism: Triplophysa dalaica
Lineage: Eukaryota; Metazoa; Chordata; Actinopteri; Cypriniformes; Nemacheilidae
Product: gastrula zinc finger protein XlCGF8.2DB-like
Exons: 2
Coding region: 206-1144 (312 amino acids)
Biological process (GO): regulation of transcription by RNA polymerase II
Molecular function (GO): DNA-binding transcription factor activity, RNA polymerase II-specific; RNA polymerase II cis-regulatory region sequence-specific DNA binding
Source: RefSeq, a predicted model, not a curated record